Drosophila takahashii is the source of this 1391-nucleotide messenger RNA. RefSeq lists its product as uncharacterized. Lineage: Eukaryota; Metazoa; Arthropoda; Insecta; Diptera; Drosophilidae. The record is from RefSeq and is a predicted model, not a curated record.
AAUGCAUUUUAUUUUUGGCUCCUCUUGAAAUCCAAAGUUUUUAUUAAAAAAAUUAGAGAAUCCUCCGCAAGAUAGGCAUGCUUGGCACAAAUUGCGAGUUGGUCGCACAAUUUCCGCAGCGACUUAGAAUAGAUUCGAUCCGCAAGAGACAAGCUCCCAGAACCAGAUCCACAUGCCUAUCCCAGGAGCAUCGUCUGUGGCGGCAGAGAAACCAAGUGGAAAUCCAGCAAUUGGCCAAGGUGAUUGGCUACUGUCCCGAGCAAAUUGACGGGUUUCUCUUCGAGCUCAGCCUGCAGAACUACAAUCAUCUGCUGAACCCCAAGGGCUGUGGCUGGGAUGCCUGCAAUGUGCCACUUUGCUUUCCAGAUGUCUGUGAUCGCUAUAUGGCCAUAUUCGAUCAUCAUGGCAACUUAAGAAAUCCCAUCCAGUCGAAGGCCCUCGAUAGUUUACUUCCCAUGCUGUUGGACUAUUUGAAUGAUGACCGAAGGGAUUUGCCAAAAUAUCCUUUCAGUCAUCAAGCAAAUGGUUUAGAAUCGAGUUUGGAAUCUUCGGAUUGGAUCAUUCAUACCUUUGGCAGUUCAGUGUUACCACAGAGGGUGAAAAAUACCAUUAAUAAUCAUGACCUACAAACGGUGGAAAGAAUGGAGCCAGAAUCAGAAUCUGAGAAGGCAUCUCUUGAAGACUUGCGUAAAAAAAAGAAAAAGAAAACAUUCGGACGAAAGUCUCUCUUUCUCAACGACGAACUGGCCCUAGCUUAUGCCAAGCCAGAUGAGUAUGUGGAGUUGCUGAUGAAAGACCUAGGGCGACAUCGCCUCAAGGGCAGCUAUGUGGGUCCUGUGGGAGAUUUGAGGACAGCACGUAUUCGCAUUCUAAUCAGGGAACUGAUCGAAAAGAAGGGAACCAAUAUAACCUAUGAGGAUCUAAGAAAGGCCCUAAAAAAGGUGGAUCUAGAGUGGAAAAGAACGGCCAAAGCAGAUUAUAAACGUGAAAAGAAAACAGCUGUGGAGAUCUCGAAAUUGUACAACGCCAUUGUGCAGAGAAAUUCGGAGCAACCAAUACGGCCCUUCGUUCUAGGAAAAGUCCGUGACAAUUACCCAAAGGUGCCGAGAGCUUCGAAACUUCCCCGCAGAUACUUGGCCGAUCAGGUGCCCAUACUCUUCCAUGAGCCCUUUGAUCCAAAGAAACAUUGGACCUGGCAGCCCCGACAUCCGAGACAAACUCGCCUAAAUUCCAAAAACAAGUUCUCCACCUCCAGGAUCAAACGCGGAUCUGUAAAGGAUCAAAUAGAUCAGUAUGCGGAUCGGUAUUCCAUUCACUCGACUAUUAGUGAUAAGUAUAGAUCCGGGGAGCGAAAGUCGCUGGAACCCCAGUUUGGGGAACCUAAAAAAUAG